Molecule: messenger RNA, 2335 nt
Organism: Thunnus maccoyii (southern bluefin tuna)
Lineage: Eukaryota; Metazoa; Chordata; Actinopteri; Scombriformes; Scombridae
Product: oncoprotein-induced transcript 3 protein-like
Exons: 10
Coding region: 3-1757 (584 amino acids)
Source: RefSeq, a predicted model, not a curated record
GCAUGUUACACUACCGCUACGCCAAUGCCAACCCCAGAGUUUUUGGAUUUGAGUUGGUGGUGGAAGACUUCCCACGACGACCAAUCACACUGGCCUACACAGACGGAUCCCGCUCCUCCAGAUCUCCACUGGCUGCGAGGAGAAAGAGACGAGCCGCCACCCGAAGACCACCAACUACCGCACCACCUCCCUGGUGGUGGCAAACUGCAAUCCCAGCUACAACCGCCCCUCCGCCCGCUGCGACCACAGGAGUCCCGUACCCCAACACUCCUCCCCUCAGCAAACUACCUUUGCAGUUCUCUUUGCUUGUGGACCCACCUGCUCCCUCAUGUCAGGAGGGAGAGUACCUGCCAAGGUUUGUGAAUCCAACACCCCAAAACGGAGAACGCAUCCAUGCAGAGGUCAACAAAGAGGUGGAGAUCAGAGUGAAAGCACAAGCUCAAUACUCAACAUUACAUGAUAUCAUCAUUAGUGGGCCAAUGAACAUCAGCAAGCACAGAACCACACAUGAAGAGUUUGUCAUUAGGUGGACGCCUAUUCCAGAGGACUUGGGAGAUCAUUAUGCGAUCUGCUUUGCUGUUGAAUCAUUCACAGGGUCUGCUGUAACCGCCAGUCAAAGCUCAGUCACUGGCCAUCACCAUCACCAUCCCACCCCGACUUCACAGUCCGGCAUCUAUCAGUCUGAGAUGAGGUGCGUUCUGGUGGACGUUAAGAAGGAGGAAGUUGAAGCCAACGUGAUCUGCAGUGAGUCCACAAUGACAGUAGAGGUUGACAAAUCUUCACUCUCUGGUCUCUAUGAGGAUCAUCUGCAGCUCAGUGAUCCCACCAACACCGCCUGCAGCCUCCAACGCCACUCAAACAGCACACACGUCAUCGCCGUCAUCCCCCUCAACGCCUGCGGCACUCAGCUCGAGGAGGAUGAGGACUACCUCAUUUUCAAGAAUGAAAUCACCACGGUUGACAACCACAGAGACCUGAUCACCAGGAAACACCUGCUGGAAGUGGAGUUCUACUGCCAGUACCCCAAACGGGGAAAUGUGACACUGGGUUUCACUGCACACAGGAAGAAUGUCACAGUGUGGGAGAAAGGCUUCGGCACAUUCACCUACCAGUUUGAGUUCUACCAAACCAAUCAAUUCCAAACCAUGAUCGAUCCAAAUUCAUACCCUCUGGAGUAUGACGUAGGGAGCAGGGUCUACAUGGAGAUCGACGCCUCCUCUUCAGUCAACGGCACUGAGAUGUUCGUGGAGUCCUGCAGGGCAGCACCGUAUGAUACCCCCAACUACUGGCCAACCUACCCCAUCAUUGAAAAUGGGUGUAAAGUGGACGAGUCUGUUGAAAUCCAUUCCACCGACCAUGAGAAACAAUUCAGAUUCAGCAUGGAGGCCUUCAAGUUCAUCGGAUUGCAUGACCAGGUGUACAUCAGCUGCUCAGUCCUGAUGUGUGAAGCCGGGAACCCCAACACCAGAUGCUCACGGGGAUGCGACAACUCCACACAGUCGGGUGGUCACCAUCAUCAUCGCAAGAGAGAGGCCGUCAUCCAGAGUGCAAGCCACUUUGUUUCCCAGGGUCCACUGCGCCUAAGGAGAUCAGCAGAGAGCACUGAAAACACAGUGACCCACCUGAACCUGAACCUGAACCUGGUAUUCAUCGCUGGAUGUCUUCUAGCAGCUGUUGGCAUGAUCAGUGCAGUGGUCAUGUACAAAGCCAAAAUGUCAAAGGUCAAAUACCAACCUUUGCCCGAAUUUGAAAGCUAGGACAGCAGUAUGUGUAGAAUACCAAUUCUAUAUUCAUUAUGUUUGAAACUAUAAAGCAAUUUUGAUCAUUUCUGCUAUCAAAUAUUGGGUGUUUGGAAAUAACGGGUGAUUUAUGUGCACAUGUAAAUGAAUCAAUUUUAUACUGAAGGAUAGGUUCACAUUUUCUCAAAUCUUAAAACAAUACUUACUUGUUCAUUUGUACAUUAAAACAGUGUUUUGCCACUGCCAUUGCUCCCCUUGUUCACUCUGAGGUGAUCUGAGGAUAGACACUAUUCAGUCCUCAUUCUGUAUAAAAAUUACUUCGUAAAGGAAAAUUCAGGUUUAUUUCAACCUGGUAUAUUUCCUAUAAAUGUGGCAGUUGUGGCUCUAUGUGUCAUGCUAAAUUAGCUCUCUCCAGCUCUGUUACUGAGAUUCAGGUGAACGAAGCCUCAUAUAUCAUGGCGGUUAUCGGGGCAACGUCUGUCAGCUUCCUACUGCUUUGAAAUAUGAUUUUUACAUGAAUCUUUUCAAACAUUUGUUUCUGAAUCUGAACGAAAGCUAACACAGAAACUACGGAUGUGCAGAGAGCCCAGUAUUUG